Eleginops maclovinus (Patagonian blennie) is the source of this 3326-nucleotide messenger RNA. Its product is annotated as interphotoreceptor matrix proteoglycan 2-like. NCBI's taxonomy places the organism in Eukaryota, Metazoa, Chordata, Actinopteri, Perciformes, Eleginopidae. The transcript is spliced from 10 exons. The record is from RefSeq and is a predicted model, not a curated record. Gene Ontology annotation, molecular function: hyaluronic acid binding; heparin binding. Gene Ontology annotation, biological process: visual perception. Bases 313 to 2391 code for a protein of 692 amino acids.
GAAGCCUCCGGACGCUCCGCUCCACGAGGCCAACCUCAAUAAAGACGACUUCCUGUUCGACCCGUGGAAAGGCGCGGGGGGGGGGGGGGCAGCGAGAACGACGUCUUCCUAUUGGAUGAGAGCACAAAGCCGGUCGGCCUGCGCAAAGACGAUGGAGGUUUGGAGGCUGAGGGUUUCCUCCUCAGUCUCGGAUCUUUGUCGUCACUAAAACCUCAGACAGACGACGGGUCAAGUACUGGAUCCUCCGGAGAUGGACCUGGUUCUGACCUCUGGUUCUGGCCCCCCCUGCCGGCCUCUGAGGGGGUAGUCAGCAUGGAGGCUCUGCCGCCGCCGGACCUGGAGGAUGAGGAGGAAGAGAAACAGGAAGUCAUCACCAAAGCUCCUCCUCUGCAGACGACUGCCGCUCCAACUUUGGAAGGAGGCCUCCAGGAACCCUUAAUGGACCUGGACCUGGUGACGCUGCAUAUCAGCACUGACCCACGGUUCUUCAUGACCCACAAGGCUCCGGUGUUCUGGCCACAGGGGACCCUGAUCGUUGAACUAAAAGAGGCUUCUGGCAUCUUCGAUGAAAACGUCUUUAACGGGAACUCCAUCACCGGGUCUCCAGACCUGCAGGACUGGACUCUGGAAGCUCCGGUCUUCGCAGGACCUACAGCGGUCUAUCUUGUAGAGACCACAAAAGAAGAAGCAGCUGUGGAGCCUGCAGAUGGGUCUACAUUAGAAGAAGAAGUCCCGGAAAAACAGGAAGUCCCUCAAGAAGAAGAAUACAGCAUGGGUUCAACCACAGAAGAGGAGUUUUCCGUAGAGGAACCCAACCCUCUGCUCCCAGGAACCGGACCUUCUGAAGCGGUGGAGGUUUUGGAAGAGCAGCACUUCAGCACUGCUUAUCCGGUAACCCCGGUGCCGGCAGUCUUCCUCCCUGUGGAGGACCUGGUGGAGGACGAGGUGAUGGUCGUCCCCACGUCGCCGCCUUCGCCCUCCGUCGGCAUCGCCAUCUCUCCGGAGAACGACUCUCCGUUCACCCGGGUCUCGGACUUGGAGCCGGAGGACGAGGAGGCGCUACACCGUGAGCUCCAGACCCACGAAGAAGAAAGUCCAACCAGUGCCCCGACGGCAGGUGCUCCUGAUCUGACGCCGAUGGUCCUCGAUGGAUUAGAAGACGUAGAAAUGGUGCCAACCCUCCGAACAUCACCCUCCUCUCCACAGGAAGUGCCCCCCCCUUUGGAGCCGGACUUCUCCGACGCACCGAGCUUCGACGUCUUCCCGUUCAGCAGCGUGAUUUCUGAAGGCGACGGCAGUGGUUCUUCCAGCGGGGCUCUGGGGGCUGAGCUGGAGGUACCCUCUCCGACGGGGCCCCCUGGUGGCCGCGCUCUGACGGUGUUCUUCAGCCUGAGGGUCACCAACAUGGCGUUCUCCAUGGAUCUGUUCAACAAGAGCUCUUCAGAGUACAGAGCUCUGGAGCAGCGCUUCACACAGCUGCUGGUUCCGUACCUGCAGACCAACCUGCACCAUUUUAAGAACCUGGAGAUCCUGAACUUCAGGAACGGCAGCGUGGUGGUGAACAGCCGGAUGGUGUUUGGACGCCCAGUUCCUCGCGGCGUCUCCAAUGUCGUCCACCUCGUCCUCGAGGACUUCGCCAACGCCGCCUACCAGACCAUGAACCUGGACAUCGACAAGUACUCUCUGGACGUGGAGGCCGGCGAGCGAGCUGACCCGUGUAAGUUCCAGGCGUGUAAUGAGUUUUCACGCUGCGUGGUGAACCGCUGGUCCGGCGAGGCGGAGUGCGUUUGCGCCGUGGGCUACGUUAGUGUGGGCGGGCUGCCGUGCCAGAGCGUCUGCGACGUGACGCUCGACUUCUGCCUGAAUGAUGGGAAGUGUGACGUCCUGCCCGGGAAGGGCGCCAUCUGCCGGUGUCGUGUUGGAGAGAACUGGUGGUACCGCGGGCAGCACUGUGAGGAGUUUGUCUCCGAGCCGCUGGUCGUCGGCAUAGCGAUGGCCUCCGUAUUCGGUCUCCUGCUGGUGGCAGGAGGGAUCGUCUACUUCCUGUCCAGGACGCUGAGGGAGCGCUACGACGGGGAGGACAGCGAGGACCCAAUCAGGUUUGGUGAACCGACGUUAGAGCGCAGUGCUAAGCUCCCAGCGGUUCUGGACGGCGGCCCAGUGAGGGCGCAGUUCUACCAGCGCUACGAUGACGACGCCCCGCCGUACAGCACCGGGUCCAGAGACCCGAGCGACGAGACCAGGACCCACUACGAGAACAGCUUGCUGACAAAGGAGGAGAUCCAGGAGCGUCUGAGGAUCAUCGAGCUCUGCUCCAGAGACCAACACUUCGCCGACUUCAUGAGACAAACUCAAGUUUUCCUGGAGCGGAGAGGUAGCUCCUCCACAUAAACCUCCAGAAAGCUGCCUUCGUCCUGAUUGGAGGAUUUCGCUGCUCCCAUCGACUCCCCUGGAGGUGAAGGUGACACUGAAACACUUUGGCAUUGUAUUUUGACAAGACUCUUUCUGGACCUGAACUCUGACCUCUGAUUGGUCGCCUGUCACUUCCUGUUCAUUCUGUUUAUACUCUUCCAAUCACUGCUGCUCUUAAUCUUAUUAACAACCUUUUAAAUCAUUCUUAAACUGCUUUCUGAACUCUUUGUAAAGACUUUUAAUCUGAAACUCCACUCUGUUGUUUGUACUUCCUGUUUUCACGUCGCUGAUCAUCGGAGGAACACGUUAGCAUCACAUUAGCUUGUUAUGCUCGGCGUGGCUCCCCGUCAGUGCCUUCACGCUCCGUUAGCGUCCGUUAGCAUUAGCAUCUGUUAACUCAGGCCUCUGACACGUGAUAUCGGUUUUCCUCAUUAAAACUCAUCGCAGCCAAUCAGCUGCUUCACCAUGUUUACAUCUCUCUGCGUACUGUUAGCAUUUAGCUACGUCUAGCCUAGGAAUCCAAAGAAAGCAAGGCAUUUCCAAAAGUAAUUUUCUCAUUUCUGACCCUGCAACUUUAAGCUAUUGGUACGAAGUAUUUUGCUAUUUUUUUUAAAUUCAAGAUAUCAUUUUGUUGUGAUCUUGUUGAAAAAGUCAAAUUGAAAUGCAGAUUAUUUUUCGCAUUUUUAUGAACAAAGUAAAACAAAAAAAUAAUAUUGGAGAAUUUAAAUUGAGGCCAAUAAAAACCCUUCUUAACGUUUAUUAGUUUUGAUUAUUUGAAUUUCCUUUGUUUGUUUACUUGAAAAAUGAAACUCAGAUUUGUGGUUAGUUUUUCUGUUUUUAGGUUUCUUGUUUUUAGAUAUGAAAUAAGUUUGUGUUGUUUUGUGUUUUAUAUUCUAUUAUAGAGAAUAAAUAAA